Messenger RNA from Volvox carteri f. nagariensis, 1476 nucleotides. It is a transcript of the gene katB, whose product is annotated as katanin p60 catalytic subunit. Gene Ontology annotation, molecular function: ATP binding; ATP hydrolysis activity. The coding region runs from base 201 to 1370 and encodes 389 amino acids. The transcript has 10 exons. Lineage: Eukaryota; Viridiplantae; Chlorophyta; Chlorophyceae; Chlamydomonadales; Volvocaceae. The record is from RefSeq and is a predicted model, not a curated record.
CUGGGGGCGGGGCGUUGCAGCGACCCCCAGCCCCCGGUGUCGGCUUCGAGGGGCCCCCCGUGAGCGGUGCAGUGGCGGCCCGACAGCGGCGAGAGGCCGGUGCCGCCAUUACCGCCGCCGCGGAGGCCAACCGGCGAUCGGAGCUUUUGGAGCGACGGCAACAGGCGCUCAACAGCGUCAAGCCACCGCCGGAAGUGGGAAUGCAGCGAAUCGCGGGAGUGGCGGUGGACGGCAGGGGUGCCGUACUCAGCGCCGGCAGCGGCGGCGGCGGCGGCGGCGGCGGCGCGAUGUCUAGGGAGGAUGUGGCGGCGGCGCAGCUUCACGGCCUCCACGUGGCGGGGCAGGCGGCCCACCUGUCCGCCAACCGAGGGGGGGCCCAGGGGCCGGGCGGGGGUGGUAGCGGCAGUGACAGCGACCCGGAGAACUUCUUCGAGCGGAGGGUGCUGAAACCGCUGCCACCGCAAUUGCAGGGUGAGCUCCGAGACCUGGGCGCCGCCAUCACCCGGGACAUAUUUACAGACUCCCCCAAUGUACGAUGGGACGACAUCGCCGGACUGGAUCAGGCGAAGCGGCUGAUCAAGGAGGCGGUGGUGAUGCCGAUCAAGUACCCGCAGCUGUUCACAGGUCUUCUGGCGCCGUGGAAGGGCGUACUGCUGUACGGACCACCGGGAACUGGCAAGACUCUUCUUGCCAAGGCCGUGGCAACCGAGUGCCGUACAACCUUUUUCAACAUCUCUGCAUCCUCCAUCAUUUCCAAAUGGCGUGGCGACUCGGAGAAGCUCGUACGGGUGCUAUUCGAGUUGGCCCGCUACCAUGCCCCCUCCACCGUCUUCCUGGACGAGAUUGACGCGCUGAUGGCAGCUAGGGGCGGCGAGGGUGAGCACGAGGCCUCACGGCGCAUGAAGACGGAGCUGCUCAUUCAGAUGGACGGACUGGCCCGCGGGGGGGAGCUGGUGUUUGUGCUGGCAGCCACGAACUUGCCUUGGGAGUUGGAUAUGGCCCUUCUUCGUCGGCUUGAGAAGCGCAUCCUGGUGCCGCUGCCCAACUCAGCCGCCCGACGAGCCAUGUUCGGCACCCUGCUGGCCGGCAGGUGUGCCGCGGAUGUGAGCGUGGAUAUGCUGGCCGACAAGACAGAGGGAUACAGCGGAAGUGAUGUUGCUGUGGUGGCCAAGGAGGCGGCCAUGCGGCCCCUCCGGAGGCUCAUGUCCAAAUUGGAGCUGGAUGGGCCCGUGGAUCCCAACAUGAGACUGGAGCUGGGCCCUAUCACUGUGGACGACGCACGUGCGGCUCUGGAGGUGACGAAGCCCAGUGCCCGGCUGCACGAGGACAAGUACCGCAAAUUUAAUGACGAGUACGGCCAGCUGGCCUGAUUCGAUGGCGGAGCGGCGCAACGCGAAGAAAAGGAGGGGACGCCACGACGCGAGGGUGCGAGAGGGAGAGCGCGGGAAUUAACGCUGUUACAUUGGUGGACCCUCU